Molecule: messenger RNA, 534 nt
Organism: Macrosiphum euphorbiae (potato aphid)
Lineage: Eukaryota; Metazoa; Arthropoda; Insecta; Hemiptera; Aphididae
Source: the annotation of a GenBank genome assembly
AUGAAAUUAACUGCAUCAAUAUCGUUAUGUUUAAUCGCCCUGUUUGGAUCGAGUGCUGGUCUAAAAUGCUACACUUGUGGCUGGUGGAGCAAAAGUUGCGGUGAUCCAUUCAUGAAAGAUGACUAUCUUUUAGUUGAAUGUAAUACUAGAGCGAUUAAUGAUUUCAACCACGAACUAGGAAAUACCCUAAAUACAGCCAGUAAUGCUCUACAAAAUUUCGCAAAUCAGGUGGGUUUCAACAUCAAUCAAAACAACAAUUUCAAUUUGCCUACCAUUAGUGAAGAUUCAGUUGGAUGCACUAAAGUAGUACUUACACACGGAGAAGAUAUUGUACGAGUGGCUCGAGGAUGCGUUUACAACAAAGCAGACUUGUGCAAGGGAAUGCAAAGACUUGACGACGAGCUGAAAACCCUCAAAUACUGUGGUUCGUGCGACGACGACGGAUGUAACGGUUCUAGGUCGUUGAAGUCUUCGGCGGUCGCGACAAUUCUGACCACGAUGGCCACGUGCCUGUUCUACAGGCUACAGCACUAA